Messenger RNA from Triticum aestivum (bread wheat), 3322 nucleotides. Its product is annotated as WEB family protein At2g38370. The record is from RefSeq and is a predicted model, not a curated record. Gene Ontology annotation, cellular component: cytosol. The transcript has 2 exons. Gene Ontology annotation, biological process: chloroplast avoidance movement; chloroplast accumulation movement. NCBI's taxonomy places the organism in Eukaryota, Viridiplantae, Streptophyta, Magnoliopsida, Poales, Poaceae. Bases 115 to 1929 code for a protein of 604 amino acids.
AGCCGCACUCCCCCGUUGUCCGCUUGCAGCCCACCCACCGCUCUCUCCCUCGCUCCUCGCCCAAACCCAAGAACCCUGACCCAGCCAGCGCAGGACCCGAGAGAGGAGAAAGGAAUGGAAGAGGAGGCCCGGCCGCCCCUGCUCCCGGUGCGCAUCCCGAUGAACGGCGAGGACCUGGCCCCUGCCGCCCCCGGCGCGUGCGCCGUCGGCGGCGGCAGGGCGGAGAUCGACACCUCGGCGCCGUUCGAGUCCGUGCGGGAGGCCGUCGACCGCUUCGGCGGCAGCGCCGCCUGGAGCUCCCACCUCGUCAACCGCAUCUUCGCGCACCACAAGAAGCAGAACCAGACUGUGUGCAUGGGGACUGAAGACGAGCAAUGCGCCAAUCUGGCGGAGCAGACCGCGCAGAUAGAGAAGGAGCUCGGCGCCAAGGAGAGGGAGACGCUCGAUGUGCUCAAGCAGCUCGAGUCCGCCAAGAGGAUCAUCGCAGAUUUGAAGCUCAAGAUUCAGAAGAAAACAGCUGAAGAUGCAUUGCAAGCUGAAGAAGAGAAGCAGCAGCAUCCAGAGAGCAACUGCUCUCUCACUCAAUUGUCCACAGCAGAACCUGAAGUGAAGCAGCCCGAAGGAAACGCUGAAGCUGCAGAAGAAGUGCAGAUAACAGAGCCUGAAGUGAAGCAGCAGCCUGAGGAAAAUGCAAAUUCUGGAGCUGAUGUGGACAUGUGUGCCGGUCUAGACGAACAAGAGCAGCAGCAGCAGCAUCCUAACUUGGUUCUGAUGGAGCUCGAGCAGGCAAAGUCGAACCUGAACAGAACCACGGGUGAUCUCGCUGCCAUCAGAGCCUCCAUCGAGUCGCUGCGUCAUGACAUAGCGACGGAGAAAGUCUUGGUGGAGAGGAGCCGGGCGAAGGUGUCCUCGGAUGCCACCUUGGUUUCUUCUCUGAAGGAGGAGCUGGAUCAGACCACGAAGAAGCUGCAGACGCUGAAGGAUCUGCAGAGAAGGCGCGAGGAUCCCUCGGACAUCUUCUUCGAGAUCAAGAGGAUGACUUCAGAGAUAGAGCAGCUCAGGAAUGCAGCAAAUGCGUCGAAGUCUGAAGCCAUGAUGUUAGCUGCCGAGAUUGAGCAGACCAAGGCUACCAUCGGCACUGCUGAAGUGAGAUGUCUUGCUGCCAAGAAGAUGGAAGAAGCAGCAAGGGCAGCCGAAGCUCUUGCACUAGCUGAGAUCAAGGCCCUACUCUGCAGUGAAGCCUCAGCUGAAGACCUCCAGGGCACAGAUGGAGUGAUCCUUUCAGUGGAAGAGUACUCCGAGCUUGCUUCGAAGGCUCGAGAGGUCGAUGAAAGCUCAAGGAACAAGAUUGCAGCUGCCAUGGUUCAUGUAGACGAAGCCAACCAAUCAAAGUCAGAGUCACUCACAAGGCUAGAGGAAGCCAAAAUGGAGGUUGAGGAGUGUAAGAAGGCACUGCAAGAGGCCCUGAAGAGGGUAGAGACUGCCAACCGAAGAAAGUUUGCGGUGGAAGAGACCCUUCGCCGAUGCCGGUCCGAGACCGGACACAAGAGGCGCUCAUUCCGUGGCUCCCCCAAGUUCAAAACUGCAGCACAUCGUCACAGAGAUGAUUCUCACUGCAUGGACAUCGUCGAUGUUUCAGACAACUCCAUGAAGCCGACACUGUCGAUCGGGCAGAUACUGAGUAUGAAGCUAAUGGGGCCUGAUGGGUACGACAAGAGCGUGUCGGAUGACACGAGUACGAGUGAAACUUCUAGUGUCUCCCUUGGCCAGAUCCUGAACAGGAGGCAGGCAAUCUUGACUUAUAGCAGUGAUACAAGUGCUAACAAGAAAUUCUCCGGAAAGAGGAAGAAGUUUGCCUUCACUGGACUUUCAGUUUUCUUGGCAAAGCAGGCCAAGAGCAAGAAAAAGAGAGGGUCAGAUGAGAACUGAUGUUAACUCUGCCAGAACACUAGCUAGUUACUGAGUGUUUUGACACCCUCUUUCCAUGUCUUGUGUUCCUGUAUAAUGUUCCUAGGAGUAUAUGUUUCUAGGUUAAUGAGGUUCUGAUAUUUCCAUAGCUCCAUGUACCAGUUCAUCAGUCUAGCAUCUCCUGAGUGAUGUUAGUGGUUAGAUUUAGACUAGUAUCAUGUGCUCUAUGAACAUGGAAGAUUUCAGUUGAGUUGUUAGCAGGGGCGGAGCCAGCAUACUCGCAUUGGGUUCAGCUGAACCCAAUGAAAUUUUCUGGCCAGGUAUAGUAUACACAUACGUACAUGCUUUGACCCCAAUAAAAAAUACGGUCUGACCCCAUCAAGUUUAGAAUCGCUCAAGGAAAGCCCAAAAAGGCACAAGGGAAUUGCCACCGUGAAAAGCCUCUUUGUGGCUUCCUGCUCGUUUUCAUUUUGCAUCGAGGUUCAUGCCCAUUGUGUUGAUCCCUUAUUCAUAUUCUCCUGAACGUGUACACGGCAGCCGCAUGACCUUUCGCCCUUCUUGUUCACUUCCUCGACUCUGUGAUGUGAUCUCUCCUAUUUGCCAUCAAUUAGACACCACUCGACACACCAGCGACGAGACGACAACGAGGUCUCGACAGCGGCAAGACGACUAUUAUGGUUCAAAUUCAAGGUAUUGAGAUUGCAUCAUUAGUCAUCACAUCUCCUUUCUGUUGCACAUGCCCUAGUUUGCUAAUUGCUUAUUCCACCGUAUCCAGAUAAUGACGCGGGCACUUCAAGGCCGCCCGCUAGACAUAGGCAAAGUGCAUCAAAUAGCGUGGCUGUAAGCAGUCUUUAAGGCGAGAGGAAUUAAAUUAGAUGUGUUGCCUCACGGCUAGUCGGAAGAGAAUUUUAGAGCAUGCAUGAUGAUAUUAGACAAAGAUAUUUAAUCAGAGUACUAAAGUUGGUAAUCGGUUCAUGAGUGAUUCUUUAAUUUGCUAUGUGGAGAAAACUAUAUUUAUACCAUUGUAUUAAUGUUUUGUUUGAUCUUUCUAAAAUUUUGGAAAAUCGAAAUGGGGCACUAAAAAAUGCAAGUGACUUAACAUUCUUCUUUUGCUUGAUUUGAUGGUGUUUAUUUUAAACUUGCCAUUUGAUUCAAUGUUUUCAGGAAGAAGAGAAACUACAGCCAAGACUUGAAUUUAUGAAGAUUUGAAGUACCACUCUAUUUACAAUAUGCAAAAAAGAGGUUCUUGUUCUAAGAGUGUGUAAAAUUAGGCUUUACACGUAAUCGAUUUGUAUGAAAUUCGCACAAGUCAGUGAGUGAACCCAAUGGCUAAAUUUUCUGCCUCCGCCCCUGGUUGUUAGCUCUGUAUCAUGUACCCUGUGGUCAUGUAAGACAUUGAUUUGUAGUACUCGGA